Brassicogethes aeneus is the source of this 1929-nucleotide messenger RNA. The record is from the annotation of a GenBank genome assembly. Lineage: Eukaryota; Metazoa; Arthropoda; Insecta; Coleoptera; Nitidulidae.
AUGAAGAGCAUGAGAAAAGAAAGUCCUUGGAUUCUUGCCGUAAAAUUAAGUACACUUACAUUUAAAGAUCCGAUUCUGGAAUCAGCUCGGACUCGUUCUGAUGCUAAGGCAAAAGCUGUUCUUGCUCGAGUCGAAUUCGAAUACGAUUUAGUUGCUGCUGAGGCUAAGUAUCAUCAUGAUUGCUUUAUUUCCUUCUUGAAACCGACCAAUGGGAUAUGGCACGGCGAUCUCUAUAGAGAACGCCGUGGAUAUGGUGAUCAAGCAGUCAAUGAUGAAAGCUAUGAAGACAGAUGGAGGUAUUGCUCGAGGGAGAAGUACGAAAUAGAGUGUAAAUGGGUUUAUAGUAUGCAUGCAAUGAAUACAGUUUGUGAAAGAUUAGAAGAUCUCGCUAAUGUUAGAAUGGAUACGACCGAGCAGCAUGUUGAUGCAAGUGAUUCACGAACGCUUACUGAAACAAAUUUUUCUGUACCCGACAAGCCUGGCACUAGCACCGAAUCUUUAAAUGAAAUUCUUCAGGCUAUUGAAAACGAAGAAAUAGUUACAGAAGAUAUAAGUUAUCAAUUUCCUGAUUUUGAUUUGAAAACCCUUCUUCAAACGUCUCCACUAGGAAAAUUUUACGAAACAAACAAUUCACUAGAUAAUUUAAGAAGAGGGAGACUGGUAGACAUAAUUAUUAAACAUUUGUUUAAUUAUAUUGUAAAACAUCGAUUGAAAUACGAGCAAUAUAAUAAAAUUAGCGCAAAAAUUAUAAGCAUUUUUCCAAAAGAAAAUAUUGGAACGUAUUUUGUGCCCCCUAUACCAAAAAAUAAAUCAAUCAGCGGAAAAUCAAUUUUUGCUAAAGGGAAACUAGUUGAUAAAUGCAGAAAUCUUUUAUACAUUUCGGGCGAAAGUAAAAGAAAAAAACGCAGAGAAAGAGACGAAAAUGAUGACCCCCAAGCCAAAAAAUCAAGACUGACUAUAGAUAAGGAAACUGAAGAUGAUCAAAUUUGGUUAAAAUCCAAUUUCGAACCAUGGGCAACGGUCCUAGAGAAAUGGAAAAAAACUUACAAAAUUAGACAAUCCGAGUCAUUUACCACUGUCCAUGAAUUUAUCGAGAAAUGGAAUAUUUUAAAAGACUUGCGAAGUGACGUACUGAUUAAUUUAGACUUUGAUAUUUUAUACCCGGAUAAGGGAUUAUAUUUGUACAAAAAUUGGAAUUUCUUUUUUAAUAAGCUAAUUGCUUUAAAACAAAGUGAAAUACAGGAUCCAAAUAUACAAACAACAGUUGAAUACUUAAACAAAAACAUAAAUGAAGAAAUUAUUUUGGGGCAAAAAAAACUAAACUUUGCUCAAGAAAAGCAUUUGAAUGGAACAAAACUUGCUGAAGCUCAACUGGCUCUUUUUGUAGCAUGUCAUAGCUCCAUUUCUACUGUUGAUCACUUAGGCCACAUUUGCAAAUCCUCUUUCCAAGGAAAUGAGGUCACAUACCUUCAAAUUCAUCGCACAAAGUGUUCAGAAAUUAUCAAAAAUGUAUUAGCACCUUAUUUUGCUCAAAGGCUGUCCGAAGAUAUUGGGGACCUGCCAUAUAGCUUGUUAAUAGAUGAAUCAAAUGAUAUUUCAGUCAUAAAAUACUUGGGUUGCUCCAUUAGAUACUUCAGUCAAAAAAGCUCAAAGAUUGUUUGCACAAGUUUGGGUUUGGGUCAGCUUGAAUCUGCUAAUGCAGAUGGUAUUAUCCAAUGUCUACUUUUGAUUCUAAAGAAGUACAAUCUUAAAAUUGAAAAUAUGCAAGGUUUAGACACAGAUAAUGCUUCAGUGAUGACUGGUGUUAAUAAUGGAGUAUACAAAAAAUUACAAACCUACAACCCAACAUUGGUUUUGAUUCGCUGUGUGUGUCAUUCUUUACAGCUGGCAUCAUCAUAUGCUACAAAAGAGUUGCCAAAAAACUUAUGA